Hyla sarda is the source of this 2021-nucleotide messenger RNA. Its product is annotated as cytochrome P450 3A9-like. The record is from RefSeq and is a predicted model, not a curated record. Gene Ontology annotation, molecular function: heme binding; steroid hydroxylase activity; iron ion binding. Lineage: Eukaryota; Metazoa; Chordata; Amphibia; Anura; Hylidae. The coding region runs from base 331 to 1845 and encodes 504 amino acids. The transcript is spliced from 14 exons.
GAGAGCCCUGUGGACUUGAGGGACUCUACCUGAGUGGACAUAAGGACUGCAUUUAUUUAUUUAUUUAUUUAUUUAUAUAGCGCCUACAGAUUCCGCAGCGCUUACAAUUAUGAGACAAGAGUGAAAACAUUACUCAAUCACCUCCUUAGCAACUUUACAACACUGACGUAACUGACCAUGUCAUGUGAUCACGUGACUGUUCUCUGCUCUGAGAGGCGGAAGUAGUAAGGAACAAAGAGGAGUAAACUGAAACUACAUAUUGUGGUUAGAAAUAGGGACAGGCUUCAAAGUGACAUUCAGAGAGCUGGAAGGAAGAAGUCAGGAAGAAUCAUGAGCAUCAUACCAAGUCUCUCCCCUGGCACCUUGAUAUUGCUGGCUAUCCUGUUCCUGUUAUUUUUACUUUAUGGAAUAUAUCCUUAUGGUGUACUCUAUAAGUUGGGAAUUCCUGGACCAAGGCCACUGCCAUUUAUAGGAACAUUUUUGGAGUACAGAAAAGGUGUGGCCCAGUAUGAUAUGGAAUGCUUCAAGAAAUAUGGAAAGUUAUGGGGACUGUAUGACGGUAGACAGCCAGUGCUUGCAAUUCUAGAUCCAGCUCUUAUCAAAAUGAUUUUGGUAAAAGAGUGUUACACUAACUUCAUAAACAGGCGGAAUUUUGGUCUUAAUGGUCCCCUCAACUCUGCAAUAACAAUUGCUGAAGAUGAGCAGUGGAAGAGGAUUCGCACAGUUCUCUCACCAACAUUCACCAGUGGGAAACUCAAAGAGAUGUUUCAGAUCAUGAGUCACUACUCAAAAACACUUGUCCGGAAUAUACAGGUUUACGUGAACAAGGAUGAGUCAUGUGCCAUGAAAGAUGUCUUAGGAGCAUACAGUAUGGAUGUUGUCACCAGUAGCUCGUUCAGUGUGAACAUAGACUCGUUGAACAAGCCUAAUGACCCUUUUGUUACCCAAACUAAGAAACUGCUAAAACUUGGGUUAUUCAGUCCAAUGCUCUUACUUGUUGUGAUUUUUCCAUUCCUGAAUCCUAUUCUUGAGGGCCUAAAUGUCAACUUCUUUCCAAAAGACUUUCUGAAUUUCUACAUGAAUGCGGUUACUAGUUUUAAAGCUAAGAGACAAAAGGGAGAGCACUCAGGCCGUGUAGAUUUCCUGCAGCUAAUGUUGGAUUCUAGAGUAGAAGAUGACAGUGGCUUAAAGAAGGAGCAGAAAGCUCUGACAGAUGAAGAGAUUACAGCUCAGUCUAUUAUUUUCCUUCUGGCUGGGUUUGAGACCACAAGUAUGACUUUGACUAAUGUGUUUUAUAAUCUGGCAACCCACCCUGAUGUUCAGAAGAAACUACAGGAGGAGAUUGACUCACAUCUUUCUGAUAAGGCUAGCCCUACAUACGACAUAUUGAAGCAGAUGGAAUAUCUUGAUAUGGUGAUUCAGGAAACUCUCCGUAUGUACCCACCAGCAGGGAGACUAGAGAGGGUUUCAAAGCAAACAGUUGAGAUUAAUGGUGUCACCAUACCAAAAGGGACCGUGUGCAUGAUUCCAACAUAUGUGCUGCACCACGAUCCUGAAUUUUGGACUGAACCUGAAGAAUUCCAUCCUGAGAGAUUCAGUAAGGAAAACAAAGAAACACAUACUCCAUACACCUUUCUGCCAUUUGGAGAUGGACCAAGGAACUGUAUAGGGAUGAGAUUUGCUAUGCUGAGUAUGAAAGUAGCCAUCACAGCUAUUCUCCAGCAUUUCAGCUGUCGACCAUGUAAAGACACAUUGAUGCCAAUGGAGUUCAGCACUCAAGGUUUCAUGCAGCCGAAGAAACCAAUUGUGCUUAAAUUUGUGUCCCGAACUACAGCUGAUGAGUGAGCAAUAGGAUACAGAUGAUCCCAUAUAACAUUAUCCAAGAAAUUCUAUCAUUUUUUUUCUCAUGUUGUACUACAGUUAUGUAUUUAAAAUGCAAAAUGUAUAACAUUUUUGAAAAACAAUUGUUUUUUCUUAUUUUUCAUAAGUUGCAGCCAAAAUAAAGUAGAUAUAAGAUAACA